Molecule: messenger RNA, 309 nt
Organism: Necator americanus (New World hookworm)
Lineage: Eukaryota; Metazoa; Nematoda; Chromadorea; Rhabditida; Ancylostomatidae
Exons: 1
Coding region: 1-309 (102 amino acids)
Source: RefSeq, a predicted model, not a curated record
AUGACUGCUCUCCGGAACCCGAAGGAAACAACCAUUGCAUCGAGAAGGGGAAUGGAGAAAAUCAUCUACGACUUAUACUCUGAUCUCUUCGACAGUCAUGUCCACUUGCUUCCUCACCAUCUGAGGGAAGACGGACAUGUUAUUCCAGAAGUUCUCCCGUCCGAAAUAAGACAUGCUGUCAUGUCGGUAAGAAAUCGUACGGCAUCCGGUCCCGACAGAAUAAGACCAGAACGCCUGAAGGACCCUCCGCCAGUACUCAUCAACACCAUGGUGAUGCUCUUUACACGUUUUGGAAUGCAAGGUUCCUAA